GUGGGACUAAUUUGUUGACAGAUUUCAGAAUGGAAGAUUCAAGUGGUUUUAAAAAUUUUUGUAGAAUGUCAGCUGCCGAUUUUGAAUAUUUGCUGACAGUCAUUGGGCCCAAAAUAAGCAAACGUGAUACCAACUGUAGAAGUGCUGUUCCUGUACGUGAUAGGUUAGCCAUCACUUUACGAUUCCUAGCAACUGGGGAUUCCUACACUAGUCUGAUGUAUCUUUUUAAAGUUUCUAAACAGCUGAUAUCUGCCAUCGUACCGGAAGUGUGUACAGCUCUCAUUACAGAACUUCAAGAAUACAUUAAGAUUCCCCAUUCCCCCGAAUUGUGGUGCAAGAUUGCUCAAUCAUUCAAUGAAAGAUGGAAUUUUCCACAUUGUCUUGGUGCUAUUGAUGGAAAACAUGUGGUGUUACAAGCACCAAUAAAGGGUGGUACUGAAUAUGUCAACUAUGAAGGACAAUACAGCAUUGUGCUUCUUGCUGUGGUUGAUGCAUCGUAUUCCUUUAUAUAUGUUGACGUUGGUUGUCAGGGACGAAUUUCGGAUGGAAACGUAUUAAAAAAUGCUAAAUUUUUCUCUGAAUUGUGUGCGGGUAACCUGCAUUUGCCAACAGACAACGCACUUCAUGGCCGAAUUAAACCAGUCCCAUUUGUUUUCAUUGCUGACGACACAUUUCCACAGCAGAAUCAUAUAAUAAAACCAUACCCCAGGAAUAAAGAGGUAGAUUCGAAGAAGAGAAUAUUCAACUAUCAAUUAAGUAGAGCCUAUAGGACAGUUGAAAAUGCAUUUGGAAUCUUAUCAGCUGUAUUUCAAGUGUUAAGGAAACCACUUCUUUUACAACCAGAAAAGGCUAAACUAGUGAUUCUUUCAUGUGUAAUUUUGCACAAUUUUCUGCAAAAACGUGACACAUCACGAAACAUAUACAACCCUCCAGGAACAUUUGAUAUGGAAAAUGAUGGUGAAGUAAUUGGAGGGGGCUGGAGGAAAGAAGCUGGAGAAUUCACUUCUUUCUUACCUUUAAACAAAGGGGCCAAAAAAUCAGCAGUCAACGCACAAGAGAUUCGAGACGAAUUUGCAGAAUAUUUUUCCACAAGUGGCUGUGUGCCAUAGCAAAAUAAUUGUACAUGAAUGCCACAGGAAUCUGUUAAUUUACAAAUUUCUUCUGCAUAUUUCUUUUUUUGUAUCAUCAUCAUCAUCACCUGUUCACUGUAGUGUGAUAUUAGUUUACAUUAUACAAAAUGUAUUUAAAUGAAUCCCACAAAUGACAGGGAAGCUUUAAGGUAUCAAUAUGAGUCAAAAAUAUCCAAUGAAUAUAAGAAGAAGAAGAAGAUAUUGAGGAGGUGUACAAGUGCAGGAGUUUAUACCAACAUUAUUGACACUUGAGAUCCACUUUGGCAAUAAUACAAAAUGCAGAAAAUGACAUUCAUACCACAUCUGGGGUGUUAAAAUGUGUCACAACAAGCCUUGUUGUGUGACGUGUUCAUGCCAAUGGAGGACAUUUGGAGCAAUUGUUGUAAUGUGUGUCACAAGUAAAUCCUCCCUCAGUCAAGCUUUUUGCAUUUCACAGAAGAAGGAACUUUCAUCUCAUAACUUUUUACAGAUGUAUUUCUGGACCUAUGUUCAUUGGACCAUUUUGAGUCAUACUGACAUCCUGAAGCUCCCCUGUCAUUUAUGGCACAUAAUUUAGAAACAGUACAGUUUAUGAAGAUGUUAAUGUUUAUUUUCACUUAACCCCUGUCACACUUCCUAAGAUUGUUUUGUUUUCAUCCUGCAAAAAUGAGAGCUCUAAAUGUGAACCACAUCAUGAAAACUAUUUUGUCAGUUCCCAUUGUAGACUUCAUCAUUUUUUCCAUGUUUUGACACUCAUGUAUGAAUUAUGACAAAAAUUUGUUCACAUAUCUUUCAAAUUAUUUUUAUUUAUUUUUUCUAUAACUGGAUAAUUUUACAUCCCAUAACAUAGUUAUGCGAUAUUUCUCAAUAAGUUCUAACUUUUUUUAUUCCAUAUAAGCAUAUUUUUAUAACAGUGGGGUGACAAUGUAGCAUUUUCUGACCUCUUAAUGUGAGAGGCCAAUUUUUACAGCCACACAAAACAAGAGGUUAACAUAUAGUUCUGUGUAUUAAUCAUUAUGUUUUUAGAAAGCAGUUGGGAAAGCCAAUGAUUCUGAACUGCAUGCCAGCAAACAUUCCCCAAAUUUAGUCUGCCCUUAAUUUCUUCAUGAAUGCAAUUUUAAUUUACCAUCAUUCCCAAAUAUUUAAACUUUUCUUCAAAAGAUUGAUCAUAAUAUUAAAAUAAAAUCCAGGAUGAGUUCAUGAUACAAUACUUGCAAUGUUUCCAGCUUUACAGAAACACUAGGCAAUACUAUAAGUUGGUGAUCCAUACAAAAACAUAACCUUAAACUUUCAGUGUCACCAUGUUAGUGUAUCAAUACAUAAGACGUAAAAUGCCGUA
Zootermopsis nevadensis is the source of this 2448-nucleotide messenger RNA. RefSeq lists its product as uncharacterized. NCBI's taxonomy places the organism in Eukaryota, Metazoa, Arthropoda, Insecta, Blattodea, Termopsidae. The record is from RefSeq and is a predicted model, not a curated record.